UCAUUUUCAUAUUAACUGUGUAUUAAUACAACUCCUCUCUACGAUCAAUUUCCAUUCAACCCAAACAUUAAUGGCCAAUCCAACUAACCCCAAGUUUCCACUCUCUCUCUUCUUCAUUCUCACUGCUUUAUCAUAUUCCGACUCAUCAACAACAAUCCUCAACCAAGUGGCCGCCCCAAAUCCUCUUGACCAAGUCAAAACAAAUCUAUCUUUUUUCAUGCACAAUAUUCUCGGUGGGUCCCACCCAACUGCAAGAACGGUCACCGGAACCAUACCCAACAAGGCGGAGCCCACCGCCGGCCUCCCCUUCUCCAAACCCAGAAAAACCAUUUUCCCUAUCCCUGGUGGGGUCCCACUCGUAGCCGCCAACAGAAAUUCAAACGGCCGGGGAGGAAUAACAAACAAUAAUAACAAUAAUAACCAACCGUUUGUCACAGCCGGUCAGCUCCCUUCUGGUGCCGUCCUCCAGCAUGUCAUGUUUGGGUCGCUCACGACGAUCGACAACGAGUUGACGGAAGGUGAAGAGUUGGGAUCGGGUGUAAUGGGCAGAGGUCAAGGAUUCUACUUUAUUAGCUCAUUGGACGGUUCUAGCCAUACGGUAGCGUUGACCGUCAUCUUACACCGAUUCGACGAAGAUGAGGAGAAGAAGAACGAAGAUACAAUAAGCUUCUUUGGAGUACACAGGAGAGGGUCGAUGGAGUCGCCGAUUGCAGUGGUUGGUGGGACCGGGAAGUAUGAGAAUGCCAGUGGGUUUGCGGUGAUCGAGAACCUCCGGCGGAGGGAGAACCAAUACAUGACUGAUGGAGAUGAUACGAUUGUCCACUUUAGAGUUUAUCUCUCCCAAUAGUUUCUUUUUUUCUUUCUGUUCCAAUUUUGUUAUUUAACCAACUAUUUUUAUUUUUUACUAGGGAUAGGAAAUUAGGGGGACUAUGAAUAAAAGAAUAUUCCUUAACUUUAUAGUA
Cucumis melo (muskmelon) is the source of this 962-nucleotide messenger RNA. Its product is annotated as dirigent protein 9-like. The record is from RefSeq and is a predicted model, not a curated record. Lineage: Eukaryota; Viridiplantae; Streptophyta; Magnoliopsida; Cucurbitales; Cucurbitaceae. Bases 71 to 847 code for a protein of 258 amino acids. The transcript has a single exon.